This is a messenger RNA of Dibothriocephalus latus, 321 nucleotides long. The record is from the annotation of a GenBank genome assembly. Lineage: Eukaryota; Metazoa; Platyhelminthes; Cestoda; Diphyllobothriidea; Diphyllobothriidae.
GCGGUCGUGGACGGAACGCAAGAAGUGGCUCUGGAGGACGCCCAGAUUGAAAGUACUGAGGACAAGUUUGAAGAGAGUCAUGACUCUUUUCGCGAGGUGAAUGGUGACUUUUCUGCUGAAAACUUGGCUAAGGUUGAUCGCUGGUGUGAGCCCUUCGAGUACCUCCCCAACUUUGAUGAGCAACCAAUCACACCCUUGCUCUCUUCCGCAGCGAAGUGUCAUCCCUCUCUAGCAUAUGUAGUUGCGGGCAACCUCGCUGAUUUAUUCAUUGAUUACCAGUUAGCAGUAGGUGAUCGAUCUGGCGGGGAAAAAGCUCCCUAG